This is a messenger RNA of Branchiostoma floridae (Florida lancelet), 4766 nucleotides long. RefSeq lists its product as uncharacterized. The transcript has 26 exons. Gene Ontology annotation, cellular component: perinuclear region of cytoplasm. Bases 206 to 3949 code for a protein of 1247 amino acids. The record is from RefSeq and is a predicted model, not a curated record. Lineage: Eukaryota; Metazoa; Chordata; Leptocardii; Amphioxiformes; Branchiostomatidae.
UCAUUAUUGAUGCAUCAUAUUACUUAUAUAGAAAAUUUAAUAUUGAACAUCCCUUCGUAAAUGGUAUGGUCUAAUUGCCCUGAUGACCCUAUUGACGUCACUGUUUCUGGGGAGAUCUAACAAUAUGGCGGCGGCCUGAUACCAGAUUAUUUCUUCAAGAAGGAAGCAACUCGAAAAAUAAGCAGUUCAACUGUCAGCUGUAGCCAUGGAGGCUGAACCACCCCCACCACCAGAGGGAGCACCUUCCAAGCAGGGGAAAAAGGGAAGAAGGCAAGGAAGUCAGGAUGAAUCCAGGAAAGCCAAGAAGAAAGGGAAGAAGAUGAAGAAAAGAGACUCUGAGUUGUCUCAGCUAGCAGAAGUUGUGGUUGACAAACCCUCUACAACAGAGGGGGACAAACCAUCUGUAGCUGGAGUGGAGGGAGGAAACCCAGCCACCACACAGCCAGAAGGGGACAGUCCAACUGUAGCUGGGGAGGGGUCGCCAACAGAAGCAAUAGGGGACAGCAAUGCUGUGCUGCAAGGGCAGGGAGAGAGUCCAGUUGAACAGCCAGAGGAACCUCAACAGUCACCAGGAGAUGGAGAAGCGGGAGUUGCCAUGGCAACCACAGCUAAGGAUGAUGGGACACCGGUGGCCAGUCCUGAGCAGAAAGGAGAGGGGGAGGAAAAGAAUCCUGAAGAGCCUGACAACGUCCGUGCAGACUCUAAGCUGGAGUGGUCAGGUGACCAGGCAAGCCUCAGGAAGGAGUUUGAUAAUGCUAACCAGCAGCGAGAGGAGGAAAAGGGAGGGGACACAGAAGCUGGGGACAAACCAAAGCGGAAGAAAUCUCGUAGAAAACACAGCAAGUCCAGACGGAGGAGUCGAGAGGCGAGGGCCCCUGAGAUCAGCGUGUCCACUCAUGAGCCCUACGACUAUGACUCGCGAGACUUCAGCAACAUCGACCCCAAACAGUAUGGGCUGGAGUUUGAGUCCGACGACGAAACAUACGCACCCCCCCAGUUUGACUCGGACCUGCCUGACAUCUACCAGCUGAUGGACACCCUGGAGGGGGGUGAGUCUGACCUGGAGGCUGACCACGAGCCCCCCUCUCUCUUCAGCAGACCUGAGCAUGCCCAGACAUACAGGAAAAUCACAGAAUUGAAGGUCCAGAUGGAGGAGGAGCCGAUCCCAGCCUACAUCGAUGAGUUUGAGAAAGAUGUGGAGGAUGACAUGCUGCACAUUGCCAGCAUCUCAUUGGAGGAAGUCCAGGAAGAGGAAAAACGACUGCGGGAUGAGUACAUCGCGUACCAGAAACAGGAGGCAGACCUGCACAGGGGCAGGCAGGAGGACCUGGCUAAACAGGCCGAGGGAGCCAAGAAACGCGUCUCCACCGUCAACAAGGACAAACUCAGGGAACUGAGGAAGAAAGAGGCUAUGAUGCUUCAGAAGGAGAGGCUGCUGCAGGACAGGCUGCACAAGGCCUUCAGGCAGUCUGAGAACCAGCUUAUCUAUGCACUGGACAAAAGGAAGGGGGAGGUCAAGACCAUGUACGGUGACCUAACCGUGGCAGAUGGGUUCUACGGAGGGAGCAAAGGUCGAAGGUGGAAGGUUGACUGGAACAGGGCUCCUCAGCCAAUCCAGGUCAAGCUCCAGUGUAUGAGAGGGGUCAAGGACAAGCUUCCAGUUGGUCGUUACGUGCUGCUGGUCUCGCUGUACGACCGCCUGGGUGGUCAUGUGAUGCGCUGGUCCAACCUGAAGGGACAGCAGUGGGGCGGGGCCACCCUGCCUGUCAACCAUGACGGACACUUCUGGAAUGCUGAACUCAAGUUUGACCAGAGCGUCUUCACUGUGCUGCCACCAAAGCCCGACGUUCGUCCGGGAAUGAUCCUGACCUUUGAACUCUUCUUGCUGCGUGGUGCGGUGGUCCCGACAGACCGCGUGGUCUGCUGGGGCAGUUUCCCCAUCUGUGACGGACAGUUUGACAUCAUAGAGGGAAAGUACAAGUGCCCGUUCCUACGCGGUGACAUGGACCUCCGGAUCGACAAACAUGAGAAGAUGGAGGAGCUGAUGGCCUCUGACCUGGACCACUGGCUCGGCAACCUCUACUUUGAGGUCAUCAAACUUCCCAGGUACCUGGCGGGACAGAAAGAGUACGAGGUUGAGCUCCAGUUCUCGGCGCAGCUCCUGUCUCACCCCGACCGUGUACAGGAUGCGGAGGAGAACCGUGACGGCGAGGAUCCCCUGCCUGGAUCACGCCUGGAUCUCAGCUCACGAUCCAGCACUGGUGGCAGUCAUCGAGGGUCAAGGGUCAGCCUGAACUCCCAGAGCAUGAUGGGAAGUACAUCUGACCCCGGUGAGGGCCCCAGUAAGAUGGUGGACCUACAGAAUGGGCAGAAGGACAGGAUGGGGAGCGCAGCUGAUGUGGAUGAGGAGAAGAAGGGACUGGACCGUGUUGCCAUGCCAUGCCCGGCGACUGUGAUGGGGUCGCGUAAGGUCGUGGAGAAGGAGAUGAAGCUGAAACACUCGGACAGCGAAGCUAGCAGCUCCGACGACGAGAACGAUAACAGCUUCCUGCAGGUCAAGGGUCAACCUGGCAUGUACUACAAGCGCCAUCUGAACAACCCAUCAGACGUGUACGCCCGUAAGCUGUACACCAUGCUGCCCAAGACUCCGCUGCUGUCCAAACGGCGCAGGAAGAAGCGGCUGACAUACCUGGAACAGCUGGCACAGCACACCUUUGCUGUUCAGAAACCUUUCUCCACCAAAGGCACAUACCAGCGCCCUACACACGAGCGCGCCCAGUACCUCACACGGAUGUUCCUUGCGGAGAUGGGACUGUCACAGUGGCGCUCUAAGGAGUUCCUGGGAAUCCUAGUCAUGCUGUUCUUCACCUUCUUCCUGCGAAUCUUCCUCCACUACGGAGGGCAGUGGCUCUUUCUCAUGCUACUGCGCAUCCCUGUCAACAAGUUUGAGUUCCUUCCCUACACGGUUAACCUGAACUACCAGAGCUCUCUGCUUCAUACACGGGAGGAGAUCGCUCUCAUCGUUCUGGGGCCGGCCUUCAACAUCCUGUGGUUCUCGCUUCUCGUGGCCCUGUCGUGGGUCAGCCAGCGGGCUCUCGGCUCGUUCCCCGCGCUGUUCUCCAAGUUUGUGAUGGCGACAGGACUGAUGGCGUUCCUGGAUCCUGUCCUGAUCCUGCUGGUGGACUGUGCCUUACAGCGUUGGCGUAACCUAGGCGGCAGCAUCCCUAUCGGCGAUGCGUUUAAGAUGUGGUGGCACUUCGACCGCGUGGAGGGUUCGGGAAUCGUCAGUGUUCCCAUGGUGUUGUUCCUCUACAUCUUCACCAUGUUCCUCACUGCCACCAUUCUCUACAUGUACUUCCUACGGUUGCACAACAACGGGCGCAUGCUGGACAUCUACCACCGCCUGCACGGUCAGGAGGAGGAGUUCUUCGUUCCGCACGACCUGGAGCUCAGCAACCAGGAGCUGAACUACGUGGUGAAGAAGGCGGAGCAGUGGCGUGGGGAGGAGGGCGAGAGGAGGAAGGUCGCCGUGUACGACUACAUCUGGGAGGAGGAACAGGUGGAAGAUACCACUUGGGAGGAGGGGGAGCGUGAGGCACAGAAGGCUGGCCGUCGGGAGAUCACGACACACCUGUCCAUCCACACCCUGCACCUGGACGGGCUGCGCGAGCUGUACCGACACUUCCUGCGCCUGCCGGACGGGGCCAUAGUGGAGGUGUUUGGUGACAUGGGAGUAGUUGGGAUGGACAAGGAUGUGAAGAAGGCCCUCGCUGAGCGCGCUCAGAGCAUCGAGAACCUGGGCUCCACCCUUAGUCUGAACAGCGUCGCUCGGCGUAGGAAGGUGACGACAUCUGGCGGACUGACCUCGCGGGAAGGGUCAGCACAGUUUCUGUCUGUCCCGCGGGCUGGGUCUCAUACCAGUCUGAAGAAAGGGAGCACCGACUGCUGAGGUGUCUGUCAAGAUUUCUACAAGACUUGGAAACAUCUAAAGUCUUUGUCAGAAACUUUGUAAGCAUUGUCAAGAUUUCUGCAAGACUUAGAAACAUCUAAAGUCAUUGUCAGAAACUUUGUAAGCAUUGUCAAGAUUUCUACAAGACUUCGAAAUAUCCAGAGUCUUAGUCUAAACUUCUAAAGCAAUUUGUAAAGUGUGUGGUUUUUUUUUACAUUUUUUAAUGACGAUUUCAUUCUGGUAGUGGAACUGUCGGCAAUUUUAUAUUCACCUUAGUCACAUUUUAUCAUGAUUGUGAAAGUUUAUUCUGGUCUUGAAGAGUUUGGAGUUUGCACAAAUGUGGAUUAUUUUUCUGUGUCUCAUAGGGAAUAUAUUACUUCAACACAAGACAUAAGCACUAGCUUUUUAGUUAAAGCACAAUGUAUUGAGUUUGAACAUAUAUUUACUAUGUAAAGAUUUUAUAGUUGAUUUUGCUUUUCUAUGGAGUUAAAGACUUAUGAUUUCUCCCAAAAUGUCCAUUUUUAUCUUACGCACAGAAAUACAUAUAGACUGCCACAUGUAAAUAUUCCACAUUCUAGAUUGUAUGUAUUUUUAAUUCUCAGAUUAGAUUGUGUAUUUUGUGGCACUUUGCAUCUAGAUAUCUAUUUUCCUACUAAAUUCUAUGCCUAUGAGAAAAUUUAUAAAAUGUAGACUUUUUCUGAAUGUACCAGAUAUAUUUCAUACAGGAUGGCAAACUUCGUAUUGCAAUAUUUCUCUUUGCUAUGCAAUAUGGUAAUAGAUCUAUCUGAUGAACAGAAAAGUAAAGUUUUAAUCAAAA